AUGAUUGUUGCUUUCUUGUAUUGGUUGAAUCAUAGAUUCCGAGUAUUCUCCAACUUCAUAGUUGGAAACACAUUUGAACCAAAAUUUGAUAUUGUAUUAGUUACUGGUGGUGUUACUGGAUUAGGUAAAGAAAUUGUUCUGCAACUUGCUGCUAGAGGAGCUAAACUUGUUGUAUUAGAUAUUAAACUUCCUCCUGAAAAUGAAAAGAUACCAAAUGUAAAUUAUUAUCAAUGUGAUGUUGGUGAUAGACAACAGAUUUUAGAUUGUCAAAAGCUUAUUCAAAGAGAUGUAGGUAUCAUCACCGUUUUGAUUAAUAAUGCUGGUAUAACUACUGGAAGAACUGUUCUUGAUUUAACUUAUCAAGAAAUUGAACAAACUAUUCAAAUCAAUCUUUUAUCUAGCUUUUAUACAAUCAAAGCUUUUCUUCCUGAUAUGAUUAUACUAAAACGAGGAUAUAUCGUAACUAUCGCUUCUGUAUUAGGAUACAUGUCACCAGCAAGAUUAAGUGCUUAUGGGGCAUCAAAAUCAGGUUUAAUUGCUUUACAUGAAUCUUUAACUUAUGAACUUGGUCCUCCAUCCCUUAAUCCCCAUGGAAUUAAAACAUUGUUAAUCUGUCCUGGACAAUUAAAAACAACAAUGUUUAAGGGAGUUAGUACCCCUUCUACAAUGUUGGCACCAGAAUUAGAUCCUAGAUUUGUUGCUAAAUGUGUCGUAACUUCAAUUGAACAAGGGAGAAGAGGUGAGAUUAAGAUACCAUUAUAUGGGAAGUUUAUUCCUGUGUUUAGGGCAUUACCUUGGCCAAUUGUGGAAAUCGCAAGAAAGAUUUCAGGAAUUGAUCAAAGCAUGUUUAGUUUUAAAACAAAAUUAUCAAAUAUGACUAGUAGUGUUUCGUCACUUGCUUCACAUUCUUUAGGAGGAUCGAAAGCUAACUCAUUGUUAGGUAGUCCUUUGCUUGUUUUUAACCGACAAUCCGAUCAACAACAACUGGAAUCUGGGGUGAGACAACAAUAA
Hemisphaericaspora subhashii is the source of this 1011-nucleotide messenger RNA. Its product is annotated as short-chain dehydrogenase/reductase. Lineage: Eukaryota; Fungi; Ascomycota; Pichiomycetes; Serinales; Debaryomycetaceae. The transcript has a single exon. The coding region runs from base 1 to 1011 and encodes 336 amino acids. The record is from RefSeq and is a predicted model, not a curated record. Gene Ontology annotation, molecular function: oxidoreductase activity, acting on the CH-OH group of donors, NAD or NADP as acceptor.